AUGGGCGCCUCUUUGGCCUCUUGCGAGCGAUGUGUUGGACCGGGAGAGCGCUUGGCAUCCGGAGCGGCAUCAGAUGCGUACAAAGCGGAGAGCUCCUCCAUGCUCCCAAAUGGGCCACCAACGCGGCUGACAGACGCGGCGGUCGCCCGUUCAGACGAUGAUGUGGUCUCCCUCUCUCCGCAGGAGAUUCUCGCCAACGUUUUCAAGAGGCUGCAGCGGGCCCACGAGGAACAUCUUGUGCAAAGCCACAAGCUCCUGCAAGAACUUGAGGUGGGACUGGAGGUGCCAAAAUCUGAAGUAAAAGCCUGCAUGCGAAAGAUCGCAGCAGAAAGGAACAGUCUCGAAGAGGAGACGAGAGCGCACUCGGACUGGUGCGGCACAAUGCUUGAGACACUCAACGCCUUGCGGGACGAGCCAGCAGUGCUUCAACCGGAAGAGGCUACCGAUGAUGUUGUGGCACAGAAGGAGCCUUCACUACAACAGGAUGUGGCGAUAGCUGUGAGCAACCAGUACUUCGAGAGCACAGACACUGCAGGACGUCUCGCUAGUGAUCCGAAGAUCAGGGCAUCUCGUGCGUUUGGGCGUCGCGUCAUGAGGAUGCUUGCUGUUAGAUGGACGCUUUACAUCUGUCUCACGAUAGCCUUGUUUGGACCUGGCGUCGUGACAUUGAUGAACCUCCCAGACGAUCCAACGGUGCUCAUCCUGGAUGUGAUCAUGUGCCUCAUCGCUCUCGCUUUUGCAAUGGAGAUGGUUGGCCUGCUGCUCUCGGACGAGAUGUACAGAUUCUCGUUCUUCUUUUGGAUGGACCUCUUGGGAACCCUUUCGAUGGCAUUUGAGAUUUCCUUCCUACUUGGCCAGUACUUGAAUUCGAACACCGUUGUCCUCAGAACCGCUAGAACAGCCAAGCUGGGGGCAAGAAUUGGAAGGCUGAUCAAGCUCGUGAAAUGCGUUAGUAUGUUCUACAGAUCAGCAGCGAAAACGAGUCGGGUGGAAGCCAAAGUUCUGGCCAGAAGGCUUGUUGUGCUCCUGUCUACCCGGGUCUCUGUGAUUGUCAUUGUUAUGGUGAUGGUCGUGCCUCUUUCGGCAUACCCCCUGUACCCCACGGAAGACAUGUCCCUGACGCUGUGGCCGCAAAAGUUGGAGGACAGCUACUUCAGGGAGCUGCAAGACGGGCUAGCUGGAGCUUUGCAAGAAGCCAUUGAUCAAAUGGUCCAGUUUUAUGAGCCAGUCAAUUACAGCCCCUUCCUUGUCAGAGGCUUUGGGGACGAACGAACCCUUGCAGCGAAUCCUGUGCGGACGAGGAACUCGUUGAAAGUCUUGCUCGAAAGCUGCAGAGUUCAACGCCCCGACGGUUGUGAUGUGGCUGUUAUCUUCGAUUUCACUGGCCCGAACCAAAUGGAUGCGCUGGUGGAAGUUGGCACGAUUCUUUUCAUUGUGCUGCUGAUGGCAGUCACGAGCUUCGACUUGCAGAACGUCGUGGACAAGAACCUAGUCAAGCCUUUGGAGGGCAUGUUGCACCAUGUACGUGAAAACGCCGCGCACAUUUUCGAUCGUUUCGCCAAGCAGACGGAAGGCACAGAGGGUGCUGAGUUGGAUGACGAGGAGCUCCAAGACCAACAGGGAGCGUCUGAGAUUGAGCUGAUCCAGGCCAUCCUCGAAAAGCUCGCACGCCUGGCCAGUCUUGCCGAGAGCUCCAAUAAGGCUUACACCCCAGCAGAGCUCGAUGCCAUGAAUGCAGAAAACAAAGCCGUACUGAUCGAUAUGCUAAAUGUGCAAGUCCUCCAGUCCAGUGCCCAGAGCAAGCUGGGUGGUAAGAGGACCACCAAAGCCGACAUCCACGCAACUUGGACACAGAACUGGAACCUUGAUUUCCUGGAGUCCACUUUGGAGGAAAUCCACGGCUAUGUGCACUACAUGUUCUUCCUGUCGCAGUUCGGCCUCGCCGCUCAAUACACGGCAGAAGAUCGCUUCCUCCUCUUCGUCCAAACAGUGGAGGCCAACUACAAGGACGUGCCAUAUCAUUGCUUUCAGCAUGCGGUGGAUGUCUGCUUUACUGUUUUCCGUCUGCAGCAAAUCACGCAAGCUGGAAAGUGGACAAGCGAACUGGAGCAGUAUGCUCUGCUCGUGGCUGCUCUCAGCCACGACCUCGGCCAUUUCGGCAGAACGAAUCAGUUUCUGGUUGAGACGAAGCACGAGCUGGCACUGCGCUACAAUGACAAGUCCCCUUUGGAAAACAUGCACUGUGCUGCCCUGUUUCAGCUGUGCAGAGACCCGGACAAGGACGUGUUCGUGCAAGCCUCCAAAGACGAGCAGAAGGAGGUGCGAAAAGUCUGUAUUGCAACCAUCCUGCACACGGACAACGUGCACCAUUUCGACAUGGUGAAGGACAUAAGUGCCGUUUACGAGAUGGAGUCCGAGACUUGCGACACCCAGUCCGGUCACCCCGAGGCUUUCACGCAAGCCUACACCGAGAAUGUCUUGAGUGGCAAGAACAAGCUCAUGUGGCUGCAGCUUUUCUUGCACUUCGCCGAUGUCUCCAAUCCUUUGAAGCCUUUCCACAUUUGCCGUGCUUGGGCUUGGCGCGUCCUGGACGAGUUCUUCGAGCAGGGCGACGAGGAAAGCAAGCUGGGAAUCCCAAUUGGGAUGUUAAACGACAGGGAGAAGGUGAACCGACCUGGUUCACAGCAUGGUUUCAUCAACUUUCUUGUGGCUCCUUUCGUCGCAGCGAGCGUGAGAGUUUUUCCUGGCCUCCAUCCUCUGCACACACAAAUGGUGAAGAACGUGGAGGAGUGGCGGAACCUCUGGAUAAAGGAUGCCAAGCCGGGCGAGGAAGAUAUCGCCAAGAAGGAUGCAGAUGUGAGUCGUUUGAAGGCACUCGAUGCCGAGUUAACGUCGCGAAACAGAGCACCUGGCGCUCCAAAGAUGACGCCUCGUGUCACGUAA
Messenger RNA from Symbiodinium sp. CCMP2592, 2943 nucleotides. Lineage: Eukaryota; Dinophyceae; Suessiales; Symbiodiniaceae. The record is from the annotation of a GenBank genome assembly.